This is a messenger RNA of Emiliania huxleyi CCMP1516, 1506 nucleotides long. RefSeq lists its product as hypothetical. Bases 1 to 1506 code for a protein of 501 amino acids. Gene Ontology annotation, molecular function: dynein light intermediate chain binding; dynein intermediate chain binding; minus-end-directed microtubule motor activity. The record is from RefSeq and is a predicted model, not a curated record. Lineage: Eukaryota; Haptophyta; Isochrysidales; Noelaerhabdaceae. Gene Ontology annotation, cellular component: dynein complex. Gene Ontology annotation, biological process: microtubule-based movement. The transcript has a single exon.
AUGCAGACCGUGCCCGAGGGUAUCAUGCAGUCGUCCAUCAAGGUUGCCAACGAGCCGCCGACGGACAUCAAGUCGAACCUCCGCUCGGCGUUGUCGCUCUUUUCGCAAGAGACAUUUGAGAAGUCGACCAAGCCGGUCUUCCACCGCCCGAUGCUGCUCGGCCUGUGCUUCUUCCACGCACUCUGUCUUGGCCGUCGCAAGUUCGGGUUCAUGGGCUUUUCGCGCCAGUAUCCGUACAACAACGGUGACCUUACUGUGUGCGCCGCCGUGCUGCAAAACUACCUCGAGGCCAACGAGCAGACGCCGUGGCAGGAUGUGCGCUACAUCGCGGGCGAGAUUAUGUACGGUGGACACAUCACCGACCCGUGGGACCGGCGAGUCACCAACACGUACCUCGAGGUGCUCCUCAACCCCGACCUCACCGACGAAAAGUCGCGCUUCCAGCUGGCGCCCGGCUUUGCGCCGCUGCUCGAGGGAAGCUUCGAGGACUACCGGCAGUACAUUGAGGUGGCCUCGCCGCCCGAGUCGCCCAUCCUCUUUGGCAUGCACCCGAACGCCGAGAUCUCUCUCCUAAUCUCUCUCUGCAACAACCUCUUUUUCACCAUCCUCUCCGUCUCGGGCGGCGGCGGCGGCGGCGGCGGCGGCGGGGGCAAGGAGGAGAAGGUCAAGUCGGUGCUGGAAGGCAUUGAGGAGCUGCUGCGGGAAGAGUUCAACAUGGUUGAGAUCAAGUUGCGUAUCAAGAACAAGGGCGAUCCGUACCUCGUCUUCCUUCUGCAGGAGCUCGAGCGCAUGAACCUCGUCCUCAACACAAUGAAGUCGCAGCUGACGGAGCUCUCGCUCGGCCUCUCGGGCGCGCUCAACAUCUCCGACGCGAUGGAUGCGCUCAUAAAUUCGCUGUACCUGAACCAGGUCCCGCCCGCGUGGCUCAAGAUCUGCGGCCAGAUUGGACCGACCGGUACAUACAACCGGAAGACCCUCAGCGCCUGGUACGACGACCUGCAGCUUCGAUGGAAGCAGCUGGAGGACUGGUCGGCGCCGACCAAGCCGCUGGAGGAGUGUCCACCUUCGGUUUGGAUCUCGGGGACGUUCAACCCGAUGGGCUACGUCACGGCGUGCAUGCAAGUCACGGCGCGCAAGGAGGGGUACUCUCUCGAUGAGAUGCGCGUGCAGGCCGAGGUGACGGACGUGCUCGACAUCAGCACAGUAGAGGUACAGCCCGAGCGCGGUACCAACAUCCAUGGCCUCUUCAUGGAGGGCGCCAGGUGGGACAUCGCGAGCAACUGCAUCGCGGAGUCAUUCCCCAAGGAGCUCCACCCAGUGAUGCCGAUGAUUCACGUCAUCGCCGUCACCGUCGAUCAGCUCAAGACGGAGGGAGUCUACCAGUGCCCAAUUUUCAUGACCACGAUCCAUGGGCCAACCUUCGUCUUUGCCGCACCGCUGCGCACCACCGUCCCCGCACACAAGUGGAUCCUGGCGGGCGUAGCCAUGGUGAUGCAACCAGACUAG